CACCUCCCCCGGAAGCGGAAGCGCGGCUCACAGAACGAGGAAAGAAGGAAGAAGAAGGAGGAGGCCUCGUUGGAAGGGAACGUGUGGAUGGCUGCCUGGCUCUGACGCGUGUCCUGAGGAGGAUCCUGGUGUUUAUGCCAUCCCUUUGAUGACUCCGGCUAAACAAUGUCCCACGUCCCUUUGGGAAAAGUCCUGCUGCGAAAUGUUAUUCGACACACUGGCGCACACAACAAGAUCCAAGAAGAGUCAGAAAUGUGGAAAAUACGGGAGAUGGAGAAGCAGAGCAAAGACAUUUAUUGGGGAAAGCAACCAAGAAUGCUGUCGAAAAGUUCCAGUAACCGGAUGCGUAGCGAUGGGUUUGACGAGGAGCAGGGCAACUGCAAGGCAAGGAGCCUGGCCUCAAUGUCAGCAGCUGUGGAAGAAGACCUUCGGCAUGCCCGAUACUGGAACAAGAAGCUCUACGAAUACGAAGCCAACAUGCCAGACAGAUGGGGACACAGUGGCUAUAGGGAGCUGUAUCCCGAGGAGUUCGAUACAGACAGUGAUGGAGAGCAAAACGAACAGAACUCCGUGAACGGGAAAAGAAAACGUCACCUCGGCCAACAGUCUUCCCUUGAGUUGCCCCCGAGGAAAAAGCCCAAAAAGUCUCACAAGAAGAAGCAGAAAAAGAAGUCCCAUAAAAAGCAGAAGAAGAAGCGGAGACGGGAGGAGCCGAGCACGACAGCGGAGUCUUCCCCGGAGUCCGGACCUUCGGAGGGGGAGGGCGGCGCACGGAAGCGGGGCCGCCACAAAGGGACCAAGAAGGCCUCGGCCCGGCCUCCGGGCUCUUCCUCAGGGCAAGGAGAGCAGGACUCUGGCAAAGCCAGCAGCAGCAGCAGCCCCUCCAACAGCUCAGAGGACAGCGGAACAGAGAAGCAGAAGCAGCGGAAAAAGAAAAAGAGGCGGAAACGCCAUUCUUCUGUGUCAGAAAGAGGCAGGGAACGAGUGCAGGAGAAGCGCAGCAAGAGGAAGAACUGGAAAGUGGCAGCAGAUGAAAAUUCAGAGGACAGUUCUGAUGAGGACUAACAGGAACACAGACUAUGCUGAGAAAAUAGGCUUUACCCUACAUUUGCUGACCCCUUAAAAACGGUAUGGGUUAGUGGUACACAAACCUUGGCAACUUGCAAGGGACAUAUUUCACGGGGAUUGGAAAGCAAAACAGGACUGUGAUCUUCCCACUCAGGGCCCAUGUUUUCCCACCCCAUGGCAUGGCCUGUUCUGCCACAGGUAGGAACCCUUACACUAAAGUUUUGAACAUGGCGCAAAAGGGAACAUGGAAAAGGGGGUGAAUGAAGUCCCCAAAACUAUUUUUUACUGGUCAGUAGGUACAAUCUAAUUGCAAUAAAUAAUGAAGAAGCAA
Messenger RNA from Anolis carolinensis (green anole), 1399 nucleotides. It is a transcript of the gene nkapd1, whose product is annotated as NKAP domain containing 1. The record is from RefSeq and is a predicted model, not a curated record. Bases 166 to 1065 code for a protein of 299 amino acids. The transcript is spliced from 6 exons. NCBI's taxonomy places the organism in Eukaryota, Metazoa, Chordata, Lepidosauria, Squamata, Anolidae.